This is a messenger RNA of Punica granatum (pomegranate), 1296 nucleotides long. NCBI's taxonomy places the organism in Eukaryota, Viridiplantae, Streptophyta, Magnoliopsida, Myrtales, Lythraceae. The record is from RefSeq and is a predicted model, not a curated record.
CUUCUUCCGUCCUACCGUCCCACCGUCCCACCGUCCCAAAGAAGAAGAUCCCGAUCUCGAGUUAGCUUUAGCUCACCCCUUCUCUCUCUCUCUCUCUCUCUACUCUUCCCGGCGGCGGCGACGACGGCGGUGGUAACGGUGGUGGAUGGCAAGAACGAAUAAGUACACAUCCAUCAACUUCAACGACAUCUACGAGAAGCAGCUCUCGUCCUCCGCCAUCAAAUCCGGCUCCUCCCGGCCUUCCACCGCCCCUUCCUCCUCCUCCUCCUCCUCCCCUUACGCCAGUCUGUCCUCCCAUAAUGCCGCUGCCUCCAAUUACAAGUCCCACCUCACUCAAGGCCGCAUGCUCGUCCUGAGCCGUCCCGCCCCCAAGCCGAUCGCCGUCGCCCCUCCGCCCUCCUCCCCUCUCCCCGUCCCCGAUCAGCCUCGCGACGAGCCGGACGCAGACCCCAUUUCCCUCCGGCCCCUCGGUCGAACGGGUGCCGGUUCUCCCCUCCCCUGUCCGGUCCCUGUCCUGGAGAGGGACAAAGAGGUGGUGUCCUCCCUGACCUCGCCGAAGCCCGACAAGUUCGUCCCCCCGCACCUGAGGCCGGGCUUCACGGGGAGGGAGGAGAGGCCCGAGGUGCCGAAGCAGGCCGCGCCCCGGGGCAGAGAGCGAGAGCCCGUCCACAGGCAGCAGCAGCAGCAGCAGGGGCCUUACGGAUCACCAUCUCCCGGGCGGUAUGGGGAGGACCAGAUGGGUCGGCCGAAAUCCGGCGGCUAUGAUAGGAUGAUGAGAGAUGGCGAGUCAGAUCUGAGUCGGGGCAGCUCGUUCGGCACCCGGCCGAGUUCCAGAGGAUGAUGCUUUAUUUUCAGUGCACAGAUGAGGAAAGUUAGUUGAGCAAGUAAUGGAUAAAUCUGCCAAAAUCGUUCUUCUCCCUCAGGAACUGCAAUUUUGGUUUCACUUCAGCAGACUUAACACACAAGGAAUGGAGUAAAGCAAUAAGCGUUUCGGUUUAACCUUUGUUGACAGGAUUACCUAUUGUUAACUGCUCAGAUUGUUCUUUCAAAGAGAGAAAAUGCUCCAGCACUCAACCCUCUCCACUGCUGCAUCCUUGUCUCCUCCAACACGAGAGGCAGGGGGAGCUGCACCUGAAAUGUAGAAUUUACUUGUUAUCCGUCUUCUUCGAUUUUCAACAAAUGCUUGUGUCAAUUCCUGAUGACGCCUCUCUGGUUGUUGUAUUUCGCUUCAUUAGAACUCGAGAGAUUUGUGUAUGUACUUACACAAUUGCAUGCAGAAAGGUUGAAUUUGUCGCC